AACAUUUAUUUAAACAUCUUUAAUCUAACCAAGUAUGUAUAUUAAUUGCAUGGCUUUGGCCGGAUAUUAAAAGCACAAAAUACAGAGUGUUUCGCUGUCGCGCGCAACGUACAACAAAAUAAUUGAAGCGACUCUUUUGUAAAAUGUGGGCUGGGGAGGUAAAGAAGGACGUCGCGGCUUUGGUGGUUCACACAUAUCCAUUAUGUAAGCACAGCGACAUGCCGGAAGACAUGAAGCAGGAAGCCAUAGAGACCUGCGUCACCGCUGUUGAAAAAUACUCGGAGAAUUACGAGCACGCGGCUCGCAUGAUCAAGGAUAAUCUCGAUAAAAAAUUCGGGCCGCCGUUCCAAGUGGUCGUCGGGGAGGCUUACGCGUGUGCAACCACGUAUCAAGAAAAAUCCUUGUUACAUAUGUUUAUUGGGGGUAACAUAGCAGUUCUCGUGUGGAGGACGGUUAUAGGUUUCUGAUGAAUUUUAUAUAUAAAAGGAAUUCAAGUGUUGCAUAUGAACGUAUAUGAAUUUUCUAAAUAUACAAACAUAUUGCUAUGUCUUCGUACAAAGGAUCGAGUACAUUUUAACGCGUAGAAUCUUAAUUAUAUAAUAUUAUUAUAUAUUUUUUAUUAGAAGAAAGUCCCCUGUUAUAGGAUCCUAAGAUG
Messenger RNA from Vollenhovia emeryi, 655 nucleotides. RefSeq names its product dynein light chain 4, axonemal-like. Bases 144 to 467 code for a protein of 107 amino acids. NCBI's taxonomy places the organism in Eukaryota, Metazoa, Arthropoda, Insecta, Hymenoptera, Formicidae. Gene Ontology annotation, biological process: microtubule-based process. The transcript is spliced from 2 exons. Gene Ontology annotation, cellular component: dynein complex. The record is from RefSeq and is a predicted model, not a curated record. Gene Ontology annotation, molecular function: dynein intermediate chain binding; dynein light intermediate chain binding.